Messenger RNA from Xyrauchen texanus (razorback sucker), 1878 nucleotides. Its product is annotated as 5-hydroxytryptamine receptor 3A-like. NCBI's taxonomy places the organism in Eukaryota, Metazoa, Chordata, Actinopteri, Cypriniformes, Catostomidae. Gene Ontology annotation, cellular component: membrane; synapse; neuron projection. Gene Ontology annotation, molecular function: extracellular ligand-gated monoatomic ion channel activity; transmembrane signaling receptor activity; neurotransmitter receptor activity. The coding region runs from base 28 to 1458 and encodes 476 amino acids. Gene Ontology annotation, biological process: monoatomic ion transmembrane transport; chemical synaptic transmission; nervous system process. The transcript is spliced from 10 exons. The record is from RefSeq and is a predicted model, not a curated record.
AGGAUCUAAGUGCGUUUUUCAUUGACAAUGGUGAAAACAAACAAGACUGGAACAAAUGAAACGUCCACGAUGGGAGAACAAAAACCAAAACAUCCAAAGAAUACACGGGCUGGUGAAACAUCCACGGUAGGCAAAGGGUCUACAAUGGUUCUUCAGCACAGAAUCUCAUUGUUGCUCCUCAUCUUUUCAUCUCUGACAAAGCUGACUAGUGGAAAUUCCACAGCGCAUGGCUGUGAUCGGCGAUGUCUGGCACAAAUUCUGAUUGAUAAAGAACUACUGAGUCCGCCACAGAGUGAAAACUGCACCACUGUUGUAAACAUCACUUCAAUACAAUAUGAGACACUGUCUUUUGAUACCAAGGACAUGCAAAUGACUAGCCGCAUCAAGGUAAACAUGGAAUGGAUGGAUCCUGAUCUUGGGUGGGCAAAGAAUUACAACUUUUCAACAAUUAUGAUACCAGUUGAGAAAAUCUGGACUCCUCGGAUCGUUUUGGACAAUGCAAUAGACACAACUGUGGAGCCAUACACUAAUGAUGUGCAGGUGAGAAAAGAUGGGACUGUUACUCAUGCGAUUGUCUUGUUCACCUCAGUGAGCUGUGAAAUCAACCUUUUUAACUACCCCUUUGUAACUGGAGAAUGCCCUGUGGCCAUCAAUGGAUGGAGCCAGAAAUCUUGUUCGCUAAACCUCCAGAUCUCUGAUAACGUAUCUUUGGUUGGUGGGUCUGGAGGAGAGUGGCAGACUACGAGUGUCAUCAAAGCUACUGAAUCAUCACAACCAGAGAGUCGCAGUUAUCUCCUUGUCAAGCUGUCCAUCAACCCCUUUGGUGCUAUUGUGACCCUGAUCCUGCCCAGUGCACUGAUAUUGCUGGCUGACCUGGUGAGCUUUGCUUUGCCAUUUGAAGGAGGAGAACGCAACUCUUUUAAGGUCACAUUGGUACUGAGCUUCACCAUGUUUCUCCUCAUCCUCAACGAUCACCUGCCUAACGGUGGCAACUGCAGCCCUCUGCUCCAUUAUCACUUCAGUUUCUGUCUGGUGUGUUUGGUGCUGAGUAUGCUGAUUUCUGUUGUGCUCACACGUCUGUCAGUAGAUGGCAGUAUUUUGCCAUGCAGACACACAAAGGUUCAUCCGUCCAACAGCCCCAAACCUCAAAAUGACUUCCUGGAUAAAGAGAAAGAUAUGGGUUCCGAGAUUUCUUUACUUCAGAAAAUAGUCUUUUUUUUGGAGGACAUGGAUAAAGGAGAUGACAACAAGGAGAGUAACAUGGCUUUCGCAUACCUCAUGGACAAAUGCUGCUUCUGCAUUUAUUUAAUCAUGUACAUCAUUUAUGUCAUAAUUCUCAUUUGUAUCACCCAAGCAGACAUCUGUAAGGUUAAUAAUCUAGACUUCUGGGAUAAUUCCAAGCCUUCAGAUGACUACACAUACAGCUACUACUACUACUACUACAACUACCCAACUUAACCAUUUCACUAGAUCUGCCCAGAUCUGCUCUGGUCUGUUGUUUUAGUUUGUGAAUAUAACCUGUAGUUUAUGGGAAAUUAUAUAAUAUGAGGCAUGAUUCAUAACUUACAUCUUGAUUUAAUCAUAAGAAGUUAAAUGUUUUAAAGGCAUAAAUACAGAAUACACACAGAAUAUACUCUACAAAACAUGUGGUUAUACUGUAAUUAACUCAAAUAAAUAGUUAAUAGAGUUAAUAAAUAUAGUAAAUAAAUAGAAUUACUAUCUCAUAAAAGUUUUUUUUAUUAUUAUUUUAUUUUUUUGUGAAUUGUAAUUUUUUACUGUCUAAUUAAAUCCACAACUUUUCUGCAUGUUAUGGAGGUAUACAGUUUUAAUUGUAAUAAUCAGCUAUACUGAGUUAUAGUAAUGGCUAGUCUUUAUAUU